CAUUCCCACAAUGCUCCGGGGCGUGCCGCCGCCGUCGCUGCCGCCUCCGCUACCGCUAGUGGAAGAAGAUGGCGGAAGGCGGAGCGGCGGACCUGGACACCCAGCGUUCUGACAUCGCGACGCUGCUCAAAACCUCGCUCCGCAAAGGGGACACUUGGUAUCUAGUAGAUAGUCGGUGGUUCAAACAGUGGAAAAAAUAUGUUGGCUUUGACAGUUGGGACAAAUAUCAGAUGGGAGAUCAAAAUGUAUAUCCUGGACCAAUAGAUAACUCUGGACUUCUGAAAGAUGGUGAUGCCCAGUCACUUAAGGAGCAUCUGAUCGAUGAAUUGGAUUACAUAUUGUUGCCAACUGAAGGCUGGAAUAAACUUGUCAGCUGGUAUACAUUAAUGGAAGGUCAAGAACCAAUAGCAAGAAAGGUGGUGGAACAGGGUAUGUUUGUAAAGCACUGCAAAGUAGAAGUAUAUCUCACAGAAUUGAAGCUCUGUGAGAAUGGAAACAUGAACAGUGUGGUAACUCGGAGAUUUAGCAAAGCUGACACAAUAGAUACGAUUGAAAAGGAAAUAAGAAAAAUCUUCAAUAUUCCAGAUGAAAAGGAGACCAGGUUGUGGAACAAAUAUAUGAGUAAUACAUUUGAACCACUGAAUAAACCGGACAGCACCAUUCAGGAUGCUGGCUUAUACCAAGGACAGGUGUUAGUGAUAGAACAAAAAAAUGAAGAUGGAACGUGGCCAAGGGGUCCUUCUACUCCUAAGUCCCCAGGUGCAUCCAAUUUUUCAACUUUACCAAAGAUCUCUCCAUCUCUAUCAAAUAAUUAUAACAACAUCAACAACAGAAAUGUGAAAAACUCAAAUUAUUGUCUCCCAUCAUACACUGCAUAUAAGAACUAUGAUUACUCAGAACCUGGAAGAAACAAUGAACAGCCAGGCCUCUGUGGCUUAAGUAACUUGGGAAAUACGUGUUUCAUGAACUCAGCUAUUCAGUGUUUGAGCAACACACCUCCACUUACUGAAUAUUUCCUCAAUGAUAAGUACCAAGAAGAACUGAAUUUUGACAAUCCCUUAGGAAUGAGAGGUGAAAUAGCUAAGUCAUAUGCUGAACUCAUCAAACAAAUGUGGUCUGGAAAGUUUAGCUACGUCACCCCAAGAGCCUUUAAGACACAAGUAGGACGCUUUGCACCUCAGUUCUCUGGAUAUCAACAGCAGGACUGUCAAGAACUGUUAGCUUUCCUCUUAGAUGGACUUCAUGAGGAUUUGAACAGAAUUAGGAAAAAACCAUACAUACAACUAAAAGAUGCUGAUGGAAGGCCAGACAAGGUGGUCGCUGAAGAAGCCUGGGAAAACCAUUUAAAAAGAAAUGAUUCUAUCAUAGUAGAUAUAUUUCAUGGCCUUUUCAAAUCAACGUUAGUGUGUCCUGAGUGUGCUAAGAUUUCAGUAACGUUUGAUCCUUUUUGUUACUUGACACUUCCAUUGCCCAUGAAAAAAGAACGUAGCUUGGAAGUUUAUUUAGUUAGGAUGGAUCCACUUACUAAACCUAUGCAGUACAAAGUUAUUGUGCCCAAAAUUGGAAAUAUACUAGAUCUUUGUACAGCACUGUCUGCUCUGUCAGGAGUGCCUGCAGAUAAGAUGAUAGUUACUGAUAUAUACAAUCAUAGAUUUCACAGAAUAUUUGCCAUGGAUGAAAACCUUAGUAGUAUUAUGGAGCGGGAUGAUAUUUAUGUGUUUGAAAUUAAUAUCAACAGGACAGAAGACACAGAACAUGUGGUGAUUCCUGUUUGCCUAAGAGAAAAGUUCAGGCAUUCAGGUUAUACCCACCAUACUGGCUCUUCACUUUUUGGUCAGCCUUUUCUUAUGGCUGUUCCACGAAACAAUACUGAAGAUAAACUCUAUAAUCUCCUACUUUUGAGAAUGUGCCGAUAUGUCAAGAUAUCUACUGAAACUGAAGAAACAGAAGGAUCCCUACAUUGCUGUAAAGACCAAAAUAUUAAUGGGAAUGGCCCGAAUGGCAUACAUGAGGAAGGCUCACCAAGUGAAAUGGAAACAGAUGAACCAGAUGAUGAAUCCAGCCAGGAUCAAGAACUUCCCUCAGAAAAUGAAAAUAGUCAGUCUGAAGAUUCAGUUGGAGGAGAUAAUGAUUCUGAAAAUGGAUUGUGUACUGAAGAAACUUGCAAGGGUCAACUCACGGGACACAAAAAGCGAUUGUUUACAUUCCAGUUCAACAACUUAGGCAAUACUGAUAUCAAUUACAUCAAAGAUGAUACCAGGCAUAUAAGAUUUGAUGAUAGACAGCUUAGGCUGGAUGAAAGAUCUUUCCUCGCUCUGGACUGGGAUCCUGAUUUGAAAAAGAGAUACUUUGAUGAAAACGCUGCUGAAGAUUUUGAAAAACAUGAAAGUGUGGAAUAUAAACCUCCAAAAAAACCCUUUGUGAAGUUAAAAGAUUGCAUUGAACUUUUUACCACAAAAGAGAAACUAGGUGCUGAAGAUCCCUGGUAUUGUCCAAAUUGUAAAGAACAUCAGCAAGCCACAAAAAAAUUAGAUUUAUGGUCCCUGCCUCCAGUACUUGUGGUACAUCUCAAGCGAUUUUCUUAUAGUCGAUAUAUGAGAGACAAGUUAGAUACUUUAGUUGAUUUUCCUAUCAAUGACUUGGAUAUGUCAGAAUUCCUAAUUAAUCCAAAUGCAGGCCCUUGCCGCUAUAAUUUGAUUGCUGUUUCCAACCACUACGGAGGGAUGGGAGGAGGACACUAUACUGCCUUUGCAAAAAAUAAAGAUGAUGGGAAAUGGUACUAUUUUGAUGACAGUAGUGUCUCCACUGCAUCCGAAGACCAAAUUGUGUCAAAAGCAGCGUAUGUACUCUUCUACCAGAGACAAGACACUUUCAGUGGAACUGGCUUUUUCCCUCUUGACCGAGAAACUAAAGGUGCUUCAGCUGCCACAGGCACACCCCUAGAAAGUGACGAAGAUAGCAAUGAUAAUGACAAUGACAUAGAAAACGAAAACUGUAUGCAUACUAAUUAAUGGAAAUCCUAGAAGCCAUAAGAGAGACUUUCCUGCUGGUGGUAUCUAUGGAGAUGAAGUUAUCCACCACAUUAAAACAGAAGUCUGAGAUGAGGAGUUUCAGAUAACCGAAUGUAAAUCCUUUAUCAGAUUUUAACUUGUGCAGUACUUGAAGUGAAACACAAUGAAAACUUUAACAGAAAUUGUCUCUUAAUACAUUUACAGUCUUGUAUUUACAAGCUAAAUAUAUAUAGGAAAUCACAAAUAAAUCCCUUUUAAGUUUG
Messenger RNA from Nannospalax galili (Upper Galilee mountains blind mole rat), 3274 nucleotides. It is a transcript of the gene Usp15, whose product is annotated as ubiquitin specific peptidase 15. Gene Ontology annotation, biological process: protein deubiquitination. Gene Ontology annotation, molecular function: cysteine-type deubiquitinase activity. The coding region runs from base 69 to 3011 and encodes 980 amino acids. The record is from RefSeq and is a predicted model, not a curated record. The transcript has 22 exons. NCBI's taxonomy places the organism in Eukaryota, Metazoa, Chordata, Mammalia, Rodentia, Spalacidae.